Macrobrachium nipponense is the source of this 2601-nucleotide messenger RNA. RefSeq names its product phosphatidylcholine:ceramide cholinephosphotransferase 1-like. Gene Ontology annotation, biological process: ceramide biosynthetic process; sphingomyelin biosynthetic process. The transcript has 7 exons. Gene Ontology annotation, cellular component: endoplasmic reticulum membrane; Golgi membrane; plasma membrane. Bases 267 to 1544 code for a protein of 425 amino acids. Gene Ontology annotation, molecular function: sphingomyelin synthase activity; ceramide cholinephosphotransferase activity. The record is from RefSeq and is a predicted model, not a curated record. Lineage: Eukaryota; Metazoa; Arthropoda; Malacostraca; Decapoda; Palaemonidae.
CAGCAGACAGUCAGUCAGUGAGAGAGAGAGUCAGUGCUGUGCUGGGAGUGCUGUGCGAAGCAGCUACGCGGAUUCGUUCUGUGUCGCAGAGGCGAGUGAUUAUUUUGUGUUGACGUGGUCGUCGUCAUCGUUGUUGUUGUUGUUCCCUUGUUGUUGUUGUUGUUGUAGCUACGACGACGACACACCUGUUCUUCGGCUUUUACAAAGGCGGCGUCGGAAAAAGAGAGAGAGGAACCGAAAGGCGGGACGUCGUAGUUCGUUGAUCAAUGAGUUACUUCAGACCUUCUGCUGCAGGAGCCACUACCACCUCCAGCAAUGGUAGUAGUUCGGGGACGUCCAAGUUUUCUCACAUCAACCAGCAGAUGGUGUUAGGUGGCGGAAAGAAAACUGACGGAGGAGGCAGGUACGGCUCCGUGGGCGAGAAUGGCGGCCUGGCCAGCGACAGCCAACACCACAACGGCGGCUCUGGGCUGAGCAACAGCAGGAGUGGCACUUCCAGCAGUGCCAGUAGUGUUGUGGACGACUCCGACCACUGCCAGAUGACCCACGACGUCUACCAGCGCCAGCCUCUGCUCCCCAGCCACGGCUCCUACAUCACCAGCAAUGGAGUUAGUAAAGAUGGGAGCGGAGGAUUCUACGACAGUAGCAGUAGUAAUGGUAUGGUGAAGAUUCCUAUACCUCCACCUCACAGAGACGAACCCAGAUUCCCCAAAGAGAAAUCUAAAACUUUUUUAGCCUUCUUGUUUCUAUUCGCCAACUGGAUUUUCACAACAGUAUCAUUAGCUUUAACACACGAAAAAGUGCCAAAAUACCCACCGCUACCUGAUGCAUUGCUUGACAACAUCAAUGUACAAGAAUGGGGCUUAGAUGUCUCGGAGAUAAUCAUCAUCGUGUCCGUUUAUCUGUGCGUUAUGGUCGUGUUAUUCCAUAAACACAGAUGGAUCAUCUUCCGUCGGAUCUUCCUUAUUCUGGGCCUCUUGUAUUUUUAUCGUUCCAUAACUAUGUACGUUACUGUCCUUCCAGUAGCAAACCCCAACUAUCCUUGUUCCCCCAAGGCUAAUUACACAAGCCCAGUGCUUGUAGCCAAGAGAGCUAUUCAGCUGUUAUCUGGGUUUGGAUUGUCAAUCAACGGGCAACACACAUUUUGUGGUGAUUACAUAUACUCAGGCCACACAGUGUGCCUUGUAAGCGCAUACCUCAUCGUAAGAGAAUAUACUCCAAGACGCUGGUGGCUGGUGCACUGGUGUUUCGGACUUCUGGCAAUCACAGGGGUAGUGAUGGUCCUUAUUGCACGAGGCCAUUAUACAGUUGACUGUUUAAUAGCAUAUUUUAUUACUACACGAUUGUUCUACAUGUAUCACACAAUGGCAAAUAAUGCCACUUUAAAGGAAAAUGGUCCAAACAACUUCUUUGAAAGGUUAUGGUGGUACCCAAUAUUCCAGAAAUUUGAAGCAAAUGUUCAUGGGGUAGUGCCUCGUCACUAUGAGUGGCCAUUGCCCUGGCCGAGAAGGUGGAGUAGUAAAAACCCACAGAGAACAUCUUAAAAGGAGUGCGCGUUAAUGUGUACCAGGUCAUGCAUUUUAUCUUAAACAUACUGUGAUGGAAUUUAGUGCAGUCAGCAUCUGUAUAUAAACUGCAGAAACGACACUUUCCAUUGUGAAGGGCUGAUAUAUGUUCCUUGCAAAUGUGAAAGAUGAAAAGGUGCAUAAAGUUAUAUAAUAUAGUAUACAGUAUGUGUGUGAGUGUAACUGACACAGGACAAUCUUAUGGAUUGGACCAUACAUGUACUGAUUCACAACGUUUUUCCGUUUUAGAAAAUGUUUUUGGGGGUUAUCUUCAGUCAUUCCCUCCCCAGCAGAUAAUAGUGUUUUGACAGAAAUGAAAAAAAUAUAAGAUUUCCCCAUAUUUAGAUGCCAUUUAUGUUUGUAUUUAGAGUAAAUAAGAGAAGUAAAACAGAAAAAUUAGUUUUGAAAUGCCUCCCAGAAUUGACUUCCAAAUAUAAGUGUUAUCUUUUUUUACAGAUUUGAGCAGAAUUGUUACUGCUAGUGAGUGGAAAAGUGCCAAGAGAUUCAAAUAUUCUUAAGUAGUUUUCCAUCUGUAUGGUAGAGAAACUAAAUUGCUCCUUAGAAAUUUUUAGUCCAUUUCUUUUAAAGCAUCAGUUUAGCACUACUUCUGUUCAGAUUGCCUCCCAAGACAGUGCCAGUACAUUUGGCGAAAAGGGUUCAAUAAGACCCAGCUUUAUUCCAUGUACUGGUAUUGUUUCUCACAAAUCAAUGAUUGACAACUUUAGUGUUUCAAGCUGCCUGUUACCCUUUGUGCCAGUCCAUAUGUGGUAGCGUUGUACAAAGAGGUGAAUGGAAUGAGUAAUUCCAGGCCAUCUUGUUUCUCCAAUUAUUUUGGCAACUAUUGUAAAAUAGUCCUGCUGUGGUAAACCUGGAGAAAGGCCUGUGUGUUCUGUUAUUGCAUACUCCCUCUUUGUACAGUGAUGCCAGUUCAAUGUGAUAUUAAAUACUCACUCAAAUCACUUACUUGUGAUGAAGUGUUUUUCUUUUUUUAUUUCUUGACGUGUAAUUAGAUUUUGGCUUAAUCAGCUUAAGUAUA